GGCCCCUUUUCGGCCGCCCAGCAAUUAAAGAUUGGUUGGUGGGCAAGAUCGAGUCCCAUUGAGGUUCCAACCGCAUCAAAUCCCCCACUCUUGUGAUGGGCUAGGCAAAACGAAAAGUAGCGGAAUCUGUGAUUAUCCGGUUUAACGCUCCUGAAUGUGGUAAUCGGAUCCAAACUUUUAAUUAAAGCGACGGAGUCUGUAGACCAACUCAACUGUACACUCACUCGUUUCAAGGGAACCGAUUCUCAAGGGCGCGAGGCGUGAUUCAUGGCUUCAGACGCAUUCAGGCCCCUUAGGCCCUCGAUAGAGGGUUCUUCUCGAGUCUCGCCCGACGAGAUGAAUUCAAAGCGAAAGAAUGUCCGCACCGCAUGCGCCACGUGCAAACGGCGCAAGUUGAAGUGUACAGGUCAGGUACCAUGCCCGAACUGCGUCAAAACGGGCGCAUCAUGCGCCAUCGACGAAGAUGGCGACCAGCGGCGGAAGCAUGUGCUCAAACGAAAACUCGAUUCACUGGAUGAAAAGGGCCACCUACUGGAUCGACUAAUCGUUACACUCCAGGAGAGCGACAGGACCUCAGCUGCGCAGAUAACAAACCUUAUUCGCAGCCAUGCAUCGCUGGACGAGAUCAGAGCCUUCAUGGACGACCUGAUGGAACGCCCUCGGUUGGAGAAGACCCCCGAUCUCAUCGAAGCAUGUCAUAGCAUUCAGCAGUGGCAUGAAUCACAAAAAAGAGCGAUUCGUGCCAGGUCGGAGCCGAAGCAAUUGUCCGAUAUGGCGUUGUUUCGAGUACCCGCCCAUCCAUGGACGAGUAUCACGGAGGAUGACGACUUUGUGUCACAUUUGAUAUCACUGUGGUUCACUUGGGCACACCCGUUCCUGAACUGGAUCGAUAUAGAUCUAUUCAUCCGAGAUAUGCAAUCAGGAAAUGUAGAUUCCGAAUUUUGUUCUCCUUUCUUGGUCAAUAUUAUUCUUGCCGAUGCUUGUGCAUACUCUGACUAUCCCGAAGCAUAUGCUAUUGCGGCCGAGCAGUGGUCACGAGGACUCCACUUCUAUAAAGAGGCCAAGCGCUAUUUUGAAAAAGAUGUCGGCAAAGGAAAGAUUGUGACUCUCCAAGGGAUGGGUGUGCUAUAUCUGUGCACAUGCAUGAUUGGUCGAGACCGCAUUGGAUGGAGGUACCUUGGUGAUCUUGCAUAUGGAGUGCACGAACUGGCUGAAAAGCGUGGACCAACACCCGAAGACGCUGAUCAGGAGACAAUACGCAAAUCGAAAGCAACGGACCAUACCAUUUGGGGGCUAUUCACCUUAGCAUCGAUGUCUGCACUUUCGUAUCAAAAACCAGCACCGAUAAAAGUGCCCCAGAUACCUUAUCCGCUACCAGGUCGCAACGUUCAUCGCGAGAAAUGGUCCAAUUAUCCUCUCCAAUCCGAGACAACCAAAGCUCACACUCAGUGUCUGUCCAAGGCCCUUUAUGACGUGAGUCUUAUCACGCAUGACCUGACUUGGUGUCUGUUCAAGCGACGCGACGAAGAACAAACCCUCAAUGCGAAGUUCGUUCAACAAGCAGAAGAUGCAUAUAAUCGUCUUCGUACGUGGUAUGAUAAGUUGCCAAAUUGUCUGGGGACGAGCAAUGCCACGCCACACGUCUUGAGUCUUCACCUAAAGUACCACACGAUUAUCCAAACAAUAUUCGGCGUCUUGAAGGACCUUCCGAAAGUCGAGGACUGUGACGAAAGUGCGGAGUGGCUGUCUGAAACUCGCCAACGAGCCCAAGAGCGCUGUAUCGAAUCGGCUCUGGCAAGCGGAGAUUUGAUCGACAUUCAUUGUGAUUUAUGGGGCCUGGAUCAAAUGCCACCCGUCAAUGUCCAGUGGGUAACCGUUUCCAUGUUCACCCUCCUGCCGCACUUAGAGGAUGAAGAAAAAAACCGCAAGGCCUUUACUAGCCUAAGCAUUGCGGCCAAGGCGUUCUCCAACCGCUGGUCACUGGGCAAGGGCAUGUUGCGAUUGUUCCAGGUGACAUCCAAGCAGAUGGAAAUCAAGCUUCCCCCUGAGACGGACGCCCUUUACACUGACUUCGAGACCAAUACCUGGAGUCGCGAAGACCGCAAGAUCCUUAACAGCCAGUAUCCCAACUUUAUCAAUUCAAUGAAGGGCGGUCAGGUCGAUGACAUCGAGCUCGAUAUGUUCUUAACUAAAUUUGACGACUUGUAUCUUGAAGAUGAUGAUGAUGAUGAUGCGCAGGGAUCGGAGUUGUUCGACUAAAGUGACUGUGCAGCUAUAAAGGCGAGCUGGGGAGCCGAGAGACGACAUUGUUGAUUGAGAUCACGGAGAGCUCAGCCUGUGAGACAUUUGGGUAUACUGUUAGCUUAUCACGGAAUCAAUAACAUUGUCAAAGUCGCACAUUGUGGUUCUCGAAGAGAUGAAUCGAAAGCCUGACUUUCCAGUAAGUUCACG
This is a messenger RNA of Penicillium brasilianum, 2451 nucleotides long. The record is from the annotation of a GenBank genome assembly. NCBI's taxonomy places the organism in Eukaryota, Fungi, Ascomycota, Eurotiomycetes, Eurotiales, Aspergillaceae.